Messenger RNA from Ylistrum balloti, 327 nucleotides. RefSeq lists its product as uncharacterized. The coding region runs from base 1 to 327 and encodes 108 amino acids. Lineage: Eukaryota; Metazoa; Mollusca; Bivalvia; Pectinida; Pectinidae. The record is from RefSeq and is a predicted model, not a curated record. The transcript has 3 exons.
AUGCAGGGAAAUAGAGCAAAAAUUCAUCAACAAGAUUUGAAAACCUUAUUCAAUGACAUAUCUGCUGGACAACUACGACAGGGAUGGGUAAGAUUUGUAGAGAAUUAUAGACGGCGGAGGUUUGGAGCGGACUGGGAAAAUCGUCAGAUCGGUCCACGGGAGUUUUUUUUCUUGGUGCCUGGAAUCAGUUUCGGUCUGCUCAUCCUUGGUGCCGUCUUUCUCUUCGUAUUUCUCAUUGACUCUCUUGGUCAUUCAUUUUCUGAACAUGGAUCAUUCCGCGAAAUCUACGCCUUAACAUCGAUCUCGAAAAGGCUUAAACGGAGAUGA